Chrysemys picta bellii (western painted turtle) is the source of this 1081-nucleotide messenger RNA. Its product is annotated as peptidoglycan-recognition protein SC2-like. Gene Ontology annotation, biological process: peptidoglycan catabolic process; innate immune response. The record is from RefSeq and is a predicted model, not a curated record. NCBI's taxonomy places the organism in Eukaryota, Metazoa, Chordata, Testudines, Emydidae. Gene Ontology annotation, molecular function: zinc ion binding; N-acetylmuramoyl-L-alanine amidase activity; peptidoglycan binding.
CAGGGAGCAGAGAGCAGCUCCCUUUAAAUAUGCCAGCAGAGGUGAGCACAGCUGGGAUCUGCAGAAGGAGCCGGCGGCAGGCCCAGCUGAUGCGCUCCUUGAGCUGCUGAGGGGAAGGACUCUGGACAUUUGCAAGUGUUGAUAACAUCGGAGCUCCAAGAACAGAAGCACCGGGCAGCCUAAACAGCGUUAGUGGAAAACGACAUUCCAACCUUCAGCACUUAACAACACCCGGGCUGAGCGAGAGGACGAGGAUGCUGCUGACGUGGGUUAUGUGGUUCUCAGCGCUCUGCGCCGCAGCACUCGGCUGCCCCACCAUCAUCACCCGCUCCCAGUGGGGGGGCCGGGCCCCAACAAGCAGGACCCAGCUGAGCACCCCAGUGCCCUACGUCAUCAUCCACCACACGGCAGGGACUUCCUGCACCUCACAGGCCUCCUGCAGCCAGGUGGUCAGGGGCAUCCAGAACUAUCACAUGGACUCAAACGGCUGGUCCGACAUCGGCUACAACUUCCUGAUCGGCGAGGACGGCAGAGUCUACGAGGGCAGAGGCUGGAGCAGCGUGGGGGCCCACGCCUACGGCUGGAACAGUAAUUCGUUGGGCUUCAGCUUCCUGGGCACCUUCUCCAGCAGAGCCCCCAACGCUGCUGCCCUGAACGCCGCCAAGAGCCUGAUCCAAUGCGCCGUCAACAGGGGCUCCCUAAGCAGCAGCUACACCCUGAAGGGGCAUCGCAACGUGAGCCAGACCGACUGCCCCGGGAACGCCCUCUACAAUAUCAUCACCCAGUGGCCCAGGUUCAAAGCCUGAGUCCCUGCAGCCUCGGGGCAGCCCCUGCGCCCAUCACUGACCCCGCCUGCGGCUUCUGCCUGCCCGAGCAGCACCUCCGCCCCCCAGCAGGGGGCAGCCUCCCACUUCUCGCCCACCAGCCUGGGAAGGACCCGUCAGGUGGUUCGCAGAGUCCCACAAAGGGGUUUUUAAUUCAAGUGCGAUUUGCCUCUAACCCAGCGCCCCUGCGGCUUAGCGCUUGCUUUGCUUGGGAGCGUCUGAGCAGUGACAAUAAACCAGCUUCUAACACAUGAAAA